AGCAUUCCAUGUGAAUCUUUUGUUACGAACAACAUACAACUCUCGCAUUCUAAUCGACUUUUUGAAAACUCAAAGGAACGUUUUGGUUCUGAUUAGAUUUAAUAUUCCAACCAAAGAGAAUCAUCCAUCAGACGUACUCAAGAACCUUGCGUCAGACCACUAGUGGGUGCAUGAAUUGACGGGAUACAUCCCAAUUUCUAAUAUUCUUAACAAAUUUAUUCUUCACUUGUUCGACAUCAAAAUUCACGUUUUGCUUGUUCCGUCUCUAAUCAAGAAUUGAAACACUUCGUCAGUCCGUACACCCACUGGCGGAUCCCCGAACGUCUUCUAUCGUCAUUCGCAGCACAACAAGGCCAGCGUAUCCUCAAGGUUUCAAGUGCGACGGCAAAAUGGCAAGUCGAGCUGCCAACAAAAGGUUAACCCGUGAAUACAAAACCAUCUCCGAAAAUCCUCCUCCAUACAUCGAAGCCCACCCCUCCGAAUCCAAUAUCCUCGAAUGGCAUUACAUCCUCACCGGACCUCCCGAUACUCCCUAUCAUGGUGGACAAUACUGGGGCACCCUUUUGUUCCCUCCCAACUAUCCAUUUGCGCCUCCCUCGAUUAAAAUGCACACGCCAUCCGGGCGUUUCCAACCCUCCACUCGUCUUUGUCUAUCAAUCAGCGAUUUCCAUCCUAAGAGUUUCAAUCCCGCGUGGGAAGUCAGCACAAUAUUGAUAGGUCUAUUAAGUUUUAUGACAAGUGAAGAAAUGACAACGGGUUCAGUAAACGCAUCUAAAUCGGAAAGAAAAUGGGCUGCGAGUAGGACGAGAUGGUGGAAUAGCACCGGAGGAGGAAGUUACAAGAAAGACGGAACACAGAAGGGCAAUAUCAAGGCCGGAGACGGAGGCGCAAAGUUUAGAAGUGAAUGGGAAGAGUUGGAUAAGGAGAACUGGAAGUGGAUGAAAGAGAGGGGAGUCGAUAUUGUGACUGGAAACGAGGAAAAGAAAGAUGAGGAGGAGAAAGGAAGGGACUGCAGCGGAAUGGCGAUAAAGAGACCAGGAGGUAGUCAAGCUGUUGUGGGAGCUGUCGUAGAAGGUGGCAGAGAAGGAAGAAGUUGGUUACAGACGCAUAAAUACUGGAUCGCCGGUGGAGUGAUUUUCACGUAUGUCAUGAUUGCAAGAUUGCUCUCAGAAGGGCAUGAGCUAUAGAUGUGUACAUGGAUCGGUUUCUAAGCAUGGAGUUCAGGAUGGGAUAUGGUUUGUACAACAGAUCAGCGUCACUAAAUACUUUUUAUGAAGGUAGCGAAAGCGUUGAUGGAGAUUUUUUUGAUUGGGAACAAGAAUAGUCAUAUUUUCAAUAUAACACCCCCUUUUAUUACUGACAAGAUGUU
Molecule: messenger RNA, 1369 nt
Organism: Botrytis byssoidea
Lineage: Eukaryota; Fungi; Ascomycota; Leotiomycetes; Helotiales; Sclerotiniaceae
Exons: 2
Coding region: 390-1187 (265 amino acids)
Source: RefSeq, a predicted model, not a curated record